GACCAAUAUCCUAUUGGUGGCUAUAGCAGCAGCAAAGAACCUGAAGCCCAGAGUGUAGGCCACAAUGAUGCUGUACCUGCAAAUAAGUUUCAAAGUAGAAGCCCAAAUGGACAACAACACCAGCUCUCCUUUUUGCUACAGGUGACCGAUGUUUGUGGCCUGUCCACUACUCUCACGGCCACCACUGGAUAG
This is a messenger RNA of Podarcis lilfordi (Lilford's wall lizard), 192 nucleotides long. The record is from the annotation of a GenBank genome assembly. Lineage: Eukaryota; Metazoa; Chordata; Lepidosauria; Squamata; Lacertidae.